AAUACUAGGGGGAGUAACUCAAAAGAAAAAUGGCAACUUCCGUUUUAUGUCGAGUCCAAAGUUUAAGAAAAGAUUUAUUCCUUUCGGUGUCAAGAUGCUCGGUUUUGUUGAAAAACACUUAUUUGGUUAAAUCAACUGAGACUGAUGAAUGCAGUCUUGAAUUUUUGGAGUGUGACAAUGAAGGUAUUGCUGUUAUCUCAAUGAACAGACCAAAAGCAAAAAAUUCUUUAGGGAAAGUAUUUCUGAGUCAGUUUCAAGGCUGCAUUAACAAUGUUAAAUUUGAGAAAAACAUCAGAGUACUGAUUAUUAGGAGUAUGGUACCUGGUGUAUUUUGUGCAGGUGCUGACUUGAAAGAGCGAGCUAAGAUGACCAAUGAAGAAGUAGGACCAUUUGUAGCUGGACUCCGACAAAGUGUGACAGAUUUAUCUAAUAUACCAAUGCCAACCAUAGCUGCUAUUGAUGGUUAUGCUCUCGGGGGAGGAUUAGAAAUGUCUUUGGCUUGUGACAUGAGAACUGCAUCAAGUAAUGCCAAAAUGGGUUUGGUAGAAACAAAGAGAGGAAUCAUACCCGGGGGCGGAGGAACUCAGAGGUUAACCAGAGUUGUUGGACCUGCCCUAGCUAAAGAAUUAAUAUACACUGGCAGAAUGUUUGAUGGUCAUGAAGCUGCUAAACUUGGAGUAGUUAAUCACUCUGUAGAUCAGAAUGAGGCAGGGGAUGCUGCUUAUCAAAGGGCUGUAGAAUUAGCUCUAGAAAUUACACCAAAUGGCCCUGUAGCACUGAGAAUGGCAAAGAUGGCUAUAAGCAAGGGUUCUGAAGUGGAUCUCACAAGUGGUAUGGGAUUUGAAGAAUGUGGUUACGCUCAGGUAAUACCAACAAAAGAUAGAAUUGAAGGAAUGAAGUCCUUCAUAGAGAAGAGAGCACCUGUAUAUAAAGGGGAAUAGAUUUUUUGGAAAUGAUACUAGAAAAAUUCUCAGGAAAAAUCAACAAAAGUUAGAUGGUCAACUUGAAAGCAUUUACAUGUUAAGCUUAGUGGAGUCCUUAUUACUUGUUUUGAAAAUGAUAUUAGAUUUUGACAAUGUUAUAUAUUGCUCUGCUCAGAAUAAAAUAUUUGUUUUUGAUUGCAGAAAUUAUAGUGCAGUGCAUUAUAUGUCUUCAUAUUGUAAUAUUUUAAAAUGAAAUGAUGUAUUGGCUUUUGCAUAAAAAAAAGUACUAUGUUAAAAAUAGUGACCCAAUGAAUGUUAUCAAUAGGUGGAGAAAAUGUGUAAAUUCCAGAGUAUGCAUGAGUAUUUUAAUGUAUUGAAAUGAUUGUCUGUGAUAAAAGAAUAAACAUAUUUUCUUA
Molecule: messenger RNA, 1339 nt
Organism: Mytilus trossulus (common blue mussel)
Lineage: Eukaryota; Metazoa; Mollusca; Bivalvia; Mytilida; Mytilidae
Product: methylglutaconyl-CoA hydratase, mitochondrial-like
Exons: 9
Coding region: 30-941 (303 amino acids)
Biological process (GO): fatty acid beta-oxidation
Cellular component (GO): mitochondrion
Molecular function (GO): catalytic activity
Source: RefSeq, a predicted model, not a curated record